AUGGUCGGAGCAGCCGCCACUCAGAUCCCUCCUCAGCAGCCGCCGCCGCCGCCGCAGCAAGCCGCGUCUGCCGCCCCGAUCCGGUUCUCCCGCUCUUUCGCCAACGCAGUUAAGGCGGCCGCCGUCGCCCAGCGGUUGUCUCUCUAUCUCAACGCCGACAAGGGCUCCGGCUCGUCGCCGUCUGGCGAUAAUCCCAUGGAAUUCGUGAAUCUGUGCCUUUUUCUCGCCAGAGGCAUUGACUAUGCUGUUGCAAACAAUGAGGUUCUGCCCAAAGCUCUUGAGUUACCCCCAUUACUGAAAAAGAUCUGCCUUCUUAAAGAUGAUGGUUUCAAUCGUGCAAUUAUAAUGGUUCUGAUGAUCUCUGUUAGGAAUGCAUGCAAAUUUAAAUGGUUUCCAGAGAAGGAUUGUCAAGAGCUCCUUGCCCUUGUUGAUGAAAUUGGGAAAAGCUUUCAAAUUCCAAGAGACACUACUGUUGGAAGUACUUCCUCUUUUUCCCUAGUUUCAAUUAUUAUGGCAAGAUUCUAUCCACAGCUGAAGAUGGGCCAAAUUCUUACUUCGCUGGAAGUAGAGCCUGGAUAUGGAGCAUUUGUCAGUGAUUUUCCCAUAUGUAAGAGCAUGGUGCACUCUGCAGAAGAGAAAGUAAGGUUACUUGUAGCACGGACAGAUAACAUAGAGACAUCUGCAUGUAUCAUAACUCCUCCACAAGUUAGCUUUCUACUGAAUGGAAGGGGAGUAGAGAGAAGAACGAAUGCCUUCAUGGACACUGGACCUCAGAUGCCUACUAUUGUCGCGCAAGUGCUUAAAUACGGAACAAACCUUCUCCAAGCGGUUGGCCAGUUUGAUGGUCAUUAUGUGAUAAUCGUUGCCUUUAUGAGUGUGGCAUCGCUACCUGAUUCAUCAACGCUAUUAGAUUAUGUUCCAGCAACCGUUGCUGCAGCAGAUUCAGACUCCGACAUAAUAGAGGUGGCAUCUCGUAUAUGUCUCAAUUGCCCCAUAAGCCGAACCCGUAUCCAAUUACCUGUCAAAGGACAGUUCUGCAAACACCGUCAGUGUUUCGAUUAUAGUAAUUUCCUCAGCAUAAAUUCAAGGAAACCAUCUUGGCGUUGCCCUCAUUGCAAUCGACCUGUCCGCUUUACCGACAUUCGUGUUGAUCAAAACAUUGUGAAGGUCCUGCAAGUAGUGAGUGAUGACAUUUCUGAGGUGACAAUCACUGUUGAUGGUUCAUGGAAGGCAGUUAUGGAGUGCAAUGAUGAUCUUUAUGAGACUCCCAAUGAGACCCUGAACUGCCUUAAACAAGGGUCUGAGCAGCAAAAAUCUACUGUUUCUCCAAGUACCAUUCCCAAUGUUUUGGAUCUAACAGGGGAUGAUGAUGAAAUGGAUGGAGCCUUUACUUCUGAACCUGAAGAUAGCAAACCUUUGCAAUCUGAUUUUUUUAUUCAAAGCAUUCCCACAAAUCCAUCUUUGCCAUCUGCAUUAAACAACGGCUGCACUGUAACCCAACUUGCUCAAUCGGGAAAUAACUUGCCUGGAUUUGUUCAAACUCCUUCAACAUCAAACGCUGGGCAGGAGAUGCAAAUACAUGGGGGUCUACCUCAGGCAACCUCUGCUAUUGUCACUUCGGCAUCGGCUGGUGCCGUUUCUCCUGCACCAGCUCAAGAUGCUCAAUUUCUUGGAAAUGCUAAUUUCAUGGACUGUAGGAUGCAAACUCAAUUGUCUGUUCCCAAUAAUCUACAAAUACAACAGUCACCAUUUGUAAAUACAGCUGGUGGACAUGAAUAUAGAAACAUGCCCUCCAUACUUAGACAUGCAACUAUAACUGAAGGAAUGCAGGCCCCCCCAGCCAGUGCCCAGACACCAAGCCCAUUGCCGCGAUUACGGAGUUUGAUGAUGCCCGGUGGUCCUUCCAUGGCUCCGCGGCCUACAAUGUCUACGACUCAGCCUCUAGAAGGUUUUGGAAGCGUAGGAAUGCAGUUGGACAGGCAGCAGCAUAUUUCUAGACCUCCUGUGAAUCCCCCUGAAGUCUCGAACAUCCCUCCAUCAGCAUUGCUCCGGAGCUCACCAAUACAGGAUCGAUUCUCCAUGGGGCAAUCAGUCCAAAUGCCUCCGGUGGUGCGCCCGUCUCCUGGUCAACUUCAAGGUCGUCCUAGAACGCCCUCUGGACCAUUCCAAACAUUCCAAAACUCGCACUUGCAGCAAGCUCUGAACCCAUCCACUACCCAUUCUCCAAGCAUGAAUAGACCAAUUCUUCCUCGCACUCCUUCUCCAGUCAGUCAAACACCUGGUUCAUCGAUGUUCUGGCCUUCUGCUCAACAACCAGCCAUGCCUGCGCAAACUCCGGUGCAGUUGCAGAAUCAGCCCUCGAGAAUGGGGUCCUCUCUACUUGAUAGUUUCUGGGAAUCGGUAGGUGACCAAGGAGCUAACACUGGGGUACACUCUCCCUCAAGUGGUGGCGGUACUGGGGAGUUGUCGGCGGAGCAAAACUGGCGUCCUACGCGUCCAAUGCGCGGAAGCAUUUCUGGACGGUCGCACUUGGAUAGUAAUCUCACUUUUAUCCGGCCAACCCAACAGGCUCAAUCUGCUCCGCCCCCAUCCGCCAUGGGUUCAGCCUCACCUACGGGUCCACCUCACCAACGGAGUCCAAACCCUAUAACUGGUAGCAGAAGUCAUCUAGGGUAUCCGCCGGGUACCCAGUGACAAAGCUAGAUCAUCGUGCCACGAUGACCGCCCAUCGGCAGAUGAAGGACCGAUUUUGGAUUUAAUGUCGGCUGGUAGUUUUUAGCAGUGGGUUCGCACCAUAGGCCAUCCGGGUUCAUGCGAAGGUCUUUACUCUGUGUAAUGGUCAAUGUAACAGUUUUGCCUCUGUAGAUGUGUGCGGAGUUGUAUCUAUAGUCAACGUCAUCUUUCUUUCUAUUGAUGUAAUGUUUUUUCAGACAAUUUCUUCUUCCUUUUUUUUCCUUCAAUUUCACGUUUGUUGCACGGUACAUU
Messenger RNA from Rhodamnia argentea, 2985 nucleotides. Its product is annotated as E4 SUMO-protein ligase PIAL2-like. The transcript is spliced from 17 exons. Gene Ontology annotation, biological process: protein sumoylation. Gene Ontology annotation, molecular function: zinc ion binding; SUMO ligase activity. The record is from RefSeq and is a predicted model, not a curated record. Lineage: Eukaryota; Viridiplantae; Streptophyta; Magnoliopsida; Myrtales; Myrtaceae. Bases 1 to 2694 code for a protein of 897 amino acids.